AUGAUGUCAUCCAGAAUACUCCCAAGAACACUGUUAUUGCAGUUUUGUCGUUUCAACUCGACAACUUCCUCUACCGGAUUGACCAAAGCGGAGUUGAAGACUAAUGUGGCCGCUCAGCAAGCCCCUAACAGAGAUGCUACCUGGUCUCAGAGCCAAGAAAGCAGAGCAGAGGUCAUUUCUAAACACCCAUACAGAUUCAUUCAAAAGGACUUGGCCAAGCAACCAAGACCGUACGCCGCUAUAGACUUAAUUGCUAAGGAACCAAUCAAGUUCUUGGCCCACGGGAAUGUAGCAGUUUGUGAUGGUAAUAGAGGAAGCACUUUGCAAGGACACCCAAAAGUUUUCAUUAACUUGGACCAACCAAAGGCAUCAACAUGUGGCUACUGCGGAUUAAGAUACGCCAAGGAAUCACACAGGGAUAUCAUUGAAGCCCAAUCAAGUUGA
Molecule: messenger RNA, 444 nt
Organism: Dujonia railenensis
Lineage: Eukaryota; Fungi; Ascomycota; Pichiomycetes; Serinales; Debaryomycetaceae
Source: the annotation of a GenBank genome assembly